GCUCGAGCAACUGAAUCUCACCAAGAACCUCCGGGUGUAUCAAGGCUUGCUCAGGAACAACAACAGCUUCGGCCGCCCAGACAUGCCCCAGUGCCUUGCUGAGAUGCAGCGUUCUGUGUUCUGCCCUGCGUUGCCUGCGGAGACGAGCUCGGGCUUGGUUCGACUCUUUGACAUCCUCCGUGCGGGUUGCAUCCCAGUGGUGGUGAGUUUCAGGACCCGCUGGGGAAGCGGCGUCAGCUGGUGGCGUCACGACGGACCGCCACUGGAGUGGAGUUUGCCCUUCACUUGGGAGGUCAGCUGGCGACAGCUCGUUGUGGAAGUGCCGGAGGAGAAGUUGUCCUCGGUCGGCUUUGUAGAAACCUGCUUGCAGCUGACCCGCGAAGAGCUGGCAGCCAAGCAGAAACGGAUUCUUCGCGUGCGCAGCUUGCUCAGCUAUGACUUGGUGGGUGGCCAUCGCGACGCAUUCAGCCUGCUCAUGGAUGGAAUCCGGGCUGCAUUGGUGAAUCUGGUGUCUCAGCCUCCGGCUCUUGGUCGCUUCCCCGAGGUUUGCGACACUACGCCGCGACAUUCCGGCUUCCGUUCGAUGCUGCCCUCCCGGUUGAGUGAGAACGAAAAGGCCUGGACGCACAGUUUCGGCGAGAUGUCCUGCCUACCGCUGCACCGAUGGCAGCCACCAGGUGGUUUCUUGGAAGCUCUUGGCCAAUCCUUUGAGAUGGACCACUACGUCACAACGAAGAUGCUGAAACUCAGCUUUCGGUCUCCGGCCCUGUGGAUUCGGGAGCUUCACGUCCUUGAGGGCGACGCGAACGCCUCUGCGGGGUCCACGCCCUUCCUUGCCUGCCGACACCAGGGCCUACCGGAGGCGUGUCAUGAUCUUCUCGUCGAUGAGGGCUCGAAGGUCCGGGUGGACUAUUGCUAUCAGAGGCAAUCUGCGCCUCCUACGCCCAAGACGACCUGCCAUCUGAUCCCAUGGACCGUCGCACAGCUUCCGAACGUCGGCCCAGAGUCGAGGAGGGGGAGGUGGCAGCUGGUGACCUGGCUUUGCAACGCCUCCGAGUAUGCCGAGAAUCUGGCAGCACAGCUGCAGAGGUUGGGGGAAGGCCGGGAAAGCGAGCACCAUCUGGUUUUCGAUGUCGUCUUGUACUCCGCGUGCGGAGCUGCAGGAGCCCGGGCAGCUCUUCACCACGUCCACGGGCUCCUCCUCGCCAUCCAAGCCGACUCCUCGGUCACUGUCUCGGAGGGCGUCGUUCUCAUCCGUGGGGAUCUGGUCAACGCUGGAACGUUCCCGGAGAAGUUGUUGGAUGUCCUGGUGCAGCAACCCAAGGCCCAACUUCCGCGGAAGCGAUUGACGAUCUUCGAGGGAGCUGUAGGGCAGGGAGCUUGUGGCUACUGCGGCGGCUUCGGCGUCGUUUUCACCUGGCACUGUCCGCUUCACAGUCUUGGCCCAUCCAUGCGAGGUUGUCCUCAAGCCGCUGCGUUUACAACGAGCUCUCUUCUCUCCGCUUCUUCGGCAGAGUGGGCCGUGGCCUCCACCAUGAACUUGAAGGAGGGGACUGAACAGUUCGACCUUCUCGUAGCCUUGCUGGUCAAGGCGCUCCAGGAUGCCAAUGCUUCAGACGCAACGGUCCUGGACCAGCGUCUUUCCCUCGAAGAUCCUUUUGCUGUUUGCUUGGAAGCUUUUGGGGCACAGCGCUUCCUAGAGAAGACAGGCAUGCCACCCUACUACGUCUACGACUUCAAGAUGCAGGCGAUGGACUGUUUCGCUCAUGGCGGAGCCUAUGCCACGGUGGAGACAGGCUUAAAAUCGUGGCUCGCUUCGCCGAGGAAUGUCGUGCAAGAAGAGGAGGCAAUCAAGCAGGAGCUCAAGAAACUGGGCCUGGAUGCAAUGACCUUUUUGGAAGUCUUUGGCGUCUGUGUGCCAGAUGUCUGUCGGCACAACAUUACGGCCCUGGCAUGGCACUAUGUGAUGGACCACCAGAUGUUUCGGUCCAGCUUCUGGCAGGUGCCCCCUGUACCCCGUCGGGCGCGUAUUCGCCGGUUUUUCAGAAACCGGACGUUUUUUGCGCCAGAUGCCGGAGUGAGAAGCGAGAAAAGAAUGGCGUUACGGUUUGAGGUUUGGGGCAUUGGGUUUGGAAUACUGUUAAUCAGGGUUGGGGGCUUGGGGUUCAAUGUUUGGGGCAUGGUUCGCGUUGGGAGCGUGGCGUGGGGCAUGGGCUCUGGCCCCUCGUCUCAGGCUGGUAUAUAG
Messenger RNA from Symbiodinium sp. CCMP2456, 2245 nucleotides. Lineage: Eukaryota; Dinophyceae; Suessiales; Symbiodiniaceae. The record is from the annotation of a GenBank genome assembly.